Messenger RNA from Phragmites australis (common reed), 1257 nucleotides. RefSeq names its product ubiquitin-conjugating enzyme E2 32-like. The transcript is spliced from 5 exons. The record is from RefSeq and is a predicted model, not a curated record. Lineage: Eukaryota; Viridiplantae; Streptophyta; Magnoliopsida; Poales; Poaceae. Bases 108 to 1049 code for a protein of 313 amino acids.
AGGGACACACCCACCCCUCAUUUAAUAGUCCCCACGCGUUUCCACUACCUCUCGCCCUCUCUCUCCUCUCUUCGAUUUCCAAUUCGGAGGCUAACCCUGCGGCGGUGAUGGCGGCCACGGCAAAGUACAACCGGAGCAACCCGGCGGUGAAGCGGAUCCUGCAGGAGGUCAAGGAGAUGCAGUCCAACCCCUCCCCCGACUUCAUGGCCCUCCCCCUCGAGGAGGACAUCUUUGAGUGGCAAUUUGCUAUCCUGGGGCCACGGGACAGCGAGUUUGAGGGCGGAAUCUACCACGGCAGGAUCCAGCUGCCUUCAGACUAUCCAUUCAAGCCACCAUCCUUCAUGCUACUCACGCCAAGUGGACGAUUUGAGAUUCAGAAGAAGAUAUGUUUGAGCAUAUCUAAUUACCAUCCCGAGCACUGGCAGCCAUCAUGGAGUGUGCGCACAGCACUAGUUGCCUUGAUUGCAUUCAUGCCAACAAACCCUGGUGGCGCAUUGGGCUCACUGGACUACAAAAAAGAAGAUAGACGUGCACUUGCUAUAAAAUCACGUGAAGCACCACCAAAAUUUGGUUCCCCAGAACGUCAGAAACUAAUUGAUGAGAUCCAUGAGCAAAUGCUCAGUAAGGCACCACCUGUUCCUCUACAGCUAACAAAUGACCCUAAUGAGGAGUCCAACCAAUUAUCUGCGUCUGACUCUUCUGUUGAGCAUGUGGACAAGACAGCUGAAGGUGACAACACAUCAGGGUCCAUGUCUGGCUCCUUAAGUGACAUUCCUGAGCCUGAAUCUUUGUUGGAAGUUGCAGAAAACACUGGUGAAGCCCUGGUAGAUGAGGUUACCAACCAUCAUAUGGCUGAAGCGAGCCAUAGAGAAAACAUUCCAAUAGUUCCUUCGGUGCCACAGAAUCCUGCUGUUGCGAUCCAGAAGCCAAAGCAUGACAGGCUAUUGACCUUGGCUGCAUUUGGGCUGACUCUUGCUAUUAUGGCCCUUGUGAUCAAGAAGUUUUUAAAAAUCAAUGGCCAUGCCGGUUACAUCGAGGGCAAGUUCUGAGUAGGUUUGUGCAUAAGUUGGAUAAGAGAAUACCGCAUUCUGCGUCAUAGUGGCUAUGUUAUGCUCUACUAUAAUUUAUAACCCCCUAAGAAUUGUAAAUGGCCGCUGUAUAUAUAUAUAUAUAUAGAUGGAAUCAAAGUGGGACGGUACUAUCAAUAUUCCAUUGUAUGUAGUACACUCGAUGGAAAAUUGCCGAGGUUUUGCAUCA